AAUAAAAAAAAAACCUUGUAAAGGAUAAGGUUAUAAAAAUAUGCAUUAUUAAUAUAACAUUCUAUUAUUUUGCGUGUUGAAAUUAAAGUGCCACUAUGAAAACGGAAGGCUUAGAAAGGAAAGGUGUGGAAAAGUUGUGGUGUGGAACCAACAUCAACGAAAACGAUUCUGUCUCGGAAAACAUGAUAACAGUGCAUGAUAAAAGCAUAAGCUUAGUAAUAAAAUCCAGUGCAGGUCGCAGCGAUACAAGUGAUGAAGAUGGGAUACCCGUAGUACGAGUGAAAAGGCGUGUUAAGCAAUUUUCUGAUAGUGGUAGUGAUAUCGACAAGGAGAUUUUGCAUAAAGGUAGCCAAAAUGCAGAUUCAAGUUCUGAUAGCGAAAAUGGAGUUUACAAGCUUACAAAUAAGCAGGCCAAGAAAAAUUCAGAUUCAAAUUCAUUUAAUUCAAAAGAAAUAAAAUCACUGAAAAAUGAUCAGCAACAACUGAGUAUGAAAAAUAAAAGAAAUAAACUGAGAGAAAAGUUUAAGAAUUUAGUCCAAACAAAAGGAAAAGUAAAACAGCAGAAUAUCUGUGAGAGUGAGAAAGACAGUAAGAAAACAUCAGAAGAUUCUGAAGAUGAUGCUGCCUCUGUGGAUAAUAUUAAACAAAAAAUCAAAGAGAAACUUAAAAUUGAACCAUCACACUUUAAACUGUCUGUUUGUGAUCCUGACACAUCCUCAGAUGAAGAAGAGAAAGAACUGGAGAAUAUUAAGCUGAAACUUUCAAAACAAAAUAAAAAAAGUAAAUGUACACAACCAACAUCACCUAAGCCUAUGAGAAUGACAGCUAAAAUAGCAAUGGAAAAUAUGCAAAAGAUAAAGAGUGAAUCUAAUAGAAUGCUUAGAGAAAAACAAGUGUCAUUACCAUACCACAGACCAAAAGCUUUGUCUUUAAAAGAUAUAAUGAGUAGAAGAAAACCAGCAUUAUCUGCUGAUGGAAAAGCAUUACCAAUAAAAAUGAAUGAAGAACAAUUAAAGCAAUAUGCCCAACAGCUCAACGAGAGGCAAAAAGAAAUGAUGGAGUUGUGUAAAAGUGAUACUGAAGAUGAAAAUGACAGUGAUAAUACAAAGACUAAUAAUGAAAAUAAUGAGGUUGAAGAAUCUGUGAACACUGCUAAUCUGUCUGUAGAUAAACUCUAUACUGAAAAAGAUAAUGUAAUAAAUGAAAAUGUGCAAAAUGAAUUAAAUCUUGAUCAAAAUGAGGACAUCGCAGAUUUAAUUCACAAAGAGAACGAUUUGAAUUAUAAUGAAGAGAAAAUAUUAUAUGAAAAGGAUAAGAGUAUUACAAAACAAAAUCAUCAAAUUGAGAUUACUGAAGCUCUCACAGAAGACUUUGUUUUUACAACAAGAGAUGAUCAGAUAAAUACAUUAAAUAAUGUAAUUUACAAUAAUUUUGAUAACUCAACUGGCAGUAGUAAUAUUAAUGCACAAACUCAAAGAGAUAGCGAAAUAUCCUUACAUUUUGACUCUGAAACUUACACAGAUAAUAAAUUAAAAAGCGGUGAAAACUGUAAUAACAAAGAGACGACUCUUGAUGAAACUGAAAAUUAUGAUUUGUUUGAUGACUAUUCCGAUCAACAUAUGAAUAUGAUUAAUAUUGAGAACAUUGUAAAUAAUGUGGAAAUAAAUAAGGCAAAGGAUCAAACCUUAAAUAUCAAACCUAAACUGAUUGGUGCUCCUGGAAUGGUUAUUGAUUUGAAUGAUGGUGAUCCUACAAUACCAAAGAAACUAUCUGGUGUUGAACUACUGAAGGAAAGAUUUACUUAUUUUGCCAAAUUAAAAACUCCAGAGGAGGCGGAAAGAGAGAGGGAGAACAGAUUAAAGCCAGGAGCACUUUUAUUGAAACUAAAACAAGAGCUGGAAGAAGAAAUUGCUGAAAAACGAUCUUUGGAAUGGGCGAGACGAUUAGAAGAAGAAAAAAAACAAGAAUUGGAGCUAAAAGCUAUUAGAGGGGAAACUUCAGAAGCUGAAGACGAAAUUGAAAAACUUGAUCGAUUAGAAGAAAACCUCGAAAAAGAAUCUUCUGGAGAAUCAGAAGAAGAUUUAAUAGAAGAUGACAUAGAUAUGGUGGAUAAAUCUCCAAAUAAAAAUGCUUUUAUUACUGAUGAGGCUGAGGAAUCCGAAUGUGACGACGAUGUAGCUGAUGAUCAGGUAGAUAACCCAUUAGAUAGUGACAAUAAUGAAAAACAAAUUGAAGACGAGGCCGGAGAUAGUGAAAUUAAUGAAGAUGAUGAAACUAGUGAAUCAUCUGAAGAAGAACACACUACUGUCGGGAAAAAGGGUAGAAUAUUAAAAGCAUUUGAAGAUUCUGAUGAUGAAGAACGUAAUGAUGACCUUAAUCUAGAAAGUAACAAUAUGUUAAAAGUUACAAGCCAGUUCAAAGCAAACAUAGAAAAUAGCAUUGAUAGAUCAAUUGAAACUGAAGAAAGGUCGGUUGAAAAAGAGAAAAAUCAAACAAUUAGCGAUUCUCAAGAUGACAUUAUUCAACUGGCUCAAGCACAUAAAUCUGUAUCAGAUGAACUAUUCACAAGUCUGGAAAGUGUUUUAGUAGUUUCUGAUAAAAAUAUCAAAGAAGAUGAGAGUGACUGUCACACACAAACAUUUUCAAUAUUGAAAUCUAUUAACGGAAUUGAAAAUGAAUUGGGUACAGAGGAUAGCGAAACACCAUCACUUAAUAGCCUCAAAGAAUCCGAUACUAAAGGAUGGAAAGAAUGUUUGGGUCCAUCUAAAUUACUAAACACACAAAAUUCUCAAGCGUCAACCUCACAGCCAAUCGGCGAAGAUAUUUUAGCCCUUUGCACCGGCCAGUUCUACGAAAAUGAAUUCAUUUCCCAAAUUAAUGAAGAAGAUAAAAAUAAACUUCAUUUUAUUAAUGAGGAAUUUGCAGACAAGAAUGAUAUGAAUAUGUCAUCAGGUCAAGAAAAAAACAGUGCUGAAGAUUUAACGCAAACAGUUAAUAAUUCUGAUGCUAUUAACACUGUAAAGCCCAAAGACGAUGGAAUACUUCUACAAUCAAUACUUGAUGAAUUACAUGAUCCCGAAUUUGAUACCCCAAAACAAAAUAAAUAUUUUUGUGGGAGCUUAGAUUCGAAUAUUAAAAAGAAAUUCAUCAUUGAUUCGGACGAUGAAGAAAAUAAAACUGAAGCCAAAGUUGGUAAAAAUCAUAAAAAGAAGAAACGCGAAAAGCGAGCUUUGCAGAUUUCAGAUGACGAAGAUGAAGACGAAGAAUUAGAAGAAACGGAAGAAUAUCAAUCGGAAAUCGACGAUAAUAAUGAUGAUGAUGCUGACAGAAAUGAUAAAAUAGUAGAAUAUGAUUCUGAGGAAAAUGAGGUGGAAGUCAAAGUUCAAUACACUAAGAAAAAACGUACAACGACAGAGUUUUUCGAGAAUGAAGCAGAAUUGACUUCAGAAGAUGAGUGGAUUGGUUCCGGCGAUGAAGACGAGGCUGGUCUCGACCGUAUGGAACGAGAAGAAGGAGAUGAUGAGACAUUUAAUCAGAGGAAACUGCAAAGGGAACUUGGACAGAUACACAUGCGCGACGUAAUGGAUCAAGACAAACGAGAAGUGCGUAUUAUUCAAGAACUGCUGUUCGAAGACGGUGAUCUCGGAGAUGGGCAUCGUCAGCGGAAAUUCAGAUGGAGAAAUAAUGAGGACGAUGAACAAAUGGGUACAAUUGUGGGUGAUUACACUGAUACGCAAGAAGAAGACUUUGAAUCUGAAGAACAAUGGAGAAAACAGAGGCACGAGAGGGAGAUAUUUUUAAAACAGAUGCAAAGCAAAGAUGACAAUGAAGACUGCAACAUAAGUAUAGAUCGGACAACUAUAAUUAAAGCUAAUUUAUGUUCGAAGACAAUGUCGACAUUGCUUCAAGAAAUGAAAAAGACUGACACACGAAAGACUGAAGACCAAGAAAAAUAUAUUAGCGCGGAAAAGAAAUCGACAAGAGAUAUACCUAGUCCAAAGAAGGCUUAUUCUAUAUUCCAGCAAAACUACCAUGGUUCACUACUAACACGUGGUAACGGUGCUCUAGCCCGUUUAGCGGCGCUUGCAACUCCAUUGGCGAUCAAUGACGAUUCUCCUAAAGUUGGCUCUUUAGUUCCUACCAACAGAAGAAACUUCGUCUUUUCCUCCGUUACACCUGAUAAAGAACCAAAGGGAAUGAAAAGAAAGGCGGAUAGUAAACCUGACACGCCUCGACUUAUGAAGAAACUGAAAGCGACAGACAAGCAAACGCUUUCCAAGAAUAGUUUGUUAGACCAUUUGAAGGUGAGCUGGUGUGGAUCUGUCGAAAUGGCAAAAGAGAAUACUGUAAUCGGCGAUAUUGUUAAGAAAAGCAAAGUUUUGCUUCUUGAUAUUGAAGGAACUACAACAUCGAUCAGCUUUGUUAAGGACAAACUAUUUCCUUAUGCUGAAGAAAAUGUGAAAGAUUUUCUUGAUGCCCAGUGGGAUGAGGAGGAUGUCAAAGAAGCAGUGAACGCUUUGAGGAAGCUUGCUAUCGAGGAUCAGGAGAAGAGUGUUGAAGGACUGGUUACCAUUCCCGGAGAGGAUGCUUCUAAAGAGGAUCAAAUCGAGGGUCUGGUUAAGAAUGUCAAAUGGCAGAUGUCGUCAGACCGUAAAGUUGCCCCCCUGAAGCAACUCCAGGGGCUUAUCUGGAAAAAAGGUUAUGAUAAGGGAGACAUCAAGGGACACGUGUACGACGAUGUGCUACCGGCUCUUGAACAAUGGCGUUCAGUAGAGGGUCAGAAGAUUUACAUUUACUCCUCUGGAUCCGUCCAAGCCCAGAAACUUCUUUUUGGUCAGUCAUCUGCUGGGGACCUACUUCCUUUCAUCGAUGGCCAUUUCGACACUGCUGUAGGUGCUAAACAGGAAGCUACCAGUUACACUGCUAUUGUCGAGAAAAUAGGUUGCAAACCUGAGGAAAUCUUGUUUUUAACUGAUAUUGAAAAAGAAGCAGAAGCAGCUCGGACUAGCGGAGUGAACGUGGCCCUAGUGAGCCGCGAAGGGAACGCUCCGUUGGCCGAGGGAGCAGCGGCAGCCUACCCUGUACUACACAGCUUCACUCAGCUCACCGUUACUAACAAACGCAAGCCCGACACUCAGGAAGAAAUACCUGCCAAAAUACCCAAGACUGAUGUUAAUGACGAUUGUAAAACAAAUUCUGAAGAGUUAAUAGUAGAAACUACUGCCAAGGAUGCUACUGUGGAAAAAGCGGCGGAAGAGCCAGAAAAAAUGGAAGUUGAAGAAUCUGUUGCAGUACCAGCAAAUGACUCGACAAAAACAAAGGGAACAAAUGAUUGCAUAGAAACAAUUGUUGAAGAGGUAACAGAAACAGAAAUUGCUGAGGCCACAGCUAUUGAUAUAGAACCAGUAGUCAUUGAAGAAAUAGUGGACAAAGCUGAAGAGAAAACAAAGACUGAAGAAAUGGAAGAGGAUCCCAUUCCAGAUGUAAAGUCUCUAGAGCUCCCUAUAGAGAAAGUUUGUACAGAAGCUGCAUCUGUUCCAGAGAAAACUACACCUGCAACUAUUACUGAAAUCGAAGAGGUAUUAGAUGAUAAACAAAACUUAACUGAAGUAGCUGAUGUCAUUGAGGACAUUGAACCUAUCGUCGAGGAACCGGAAACAGUUGAAGACAUUGAAGAACUAAAAAAUGUUGGAGAAGUUUUAGAUAAGGAAUGUGAUGAAAUUUUAUCUAAAGUACAGGAUGUUACUAAUCUCGACAGCAUUCCUGUGAAACCGUUACUUAACUCAAUUCCUGAGGAGACAAUGGACACGGAAAAUAUCGAUUCUAAUAAUAUUAUUGAAAAAAUACUUGAGGCAGAAAUGGAACUAGGUGUGCAAGAUGGUGCGAAAGGAGAGAGUGAAACUGUAGAUGGAGCGGCUAGUUCGAAAAUCUCGACAGCAGAAAAUUGCGAAAAUGAACAACUUAUUGUGUCAGACCCCAAGAGUAAUGAAAAGGAUGUUAGUGAAAAAACAGUACCCUUAGAAAAUACAGAAAGUAGUCCUAUUGAGAAAACUGAUGACCGCAAAGCAGAACCGUCUGAAGAACUAGCCAUUGAAAGCCAAAAUAAAGAAGAAGAAAUUAAAAUGAAAACAGAGGAGAAUAUAAAGGAAGAGACUGUUGAAAGAACAGAAGUAGUUGAUAACCAGGAACAGAACAAAGUCGAGGAAGACGAACAGUCCGCAGACAAUGACAAAAAAAUAGGCGAACACAGAAAAGAAAUUAUCGAAAGUGUGCCACAAAUCGAAAAGGAAACAACAAAACUGGAUACAAACGAAAGAAGUGCGGCUUCUGAAAGUAAAGAAGUAGAAGAAACGAAAAUGGAACAAGAGCUAGUGACAGAUAAAAAUAUACCAGAAGCGACCAAUACAAACAAUGUUCAAGCAAUUUGUGCCAAUGAAACAGAAGCUACUGAUACGACAGUGGAAAAAGUAGACGAAGUUAAAGUAGAAAGUGAUAAUGACCCACAAGUUAACGGAAACUCUGCGAAUGGUAAUGAUAAAGUAAACUUAAACGGUGAUUCGGCUAAAGAUGAGGAAUUAAAUGCACGACUGUCCGCUGAAAACGGUAAAGAAGUGAAUGGUGCCAAUGGCGAUGUGGCUGAGCAAGUAAAUACCGACAAAAAAUCAGAGACUGAAAUCUCUGAAAUUAAAGUAAAGACAGUCGCAGCUGAAGAAUCUUGCAAUGAUCCAAUAGAGCAACCGUCGGUAGCAUAAGAUGACUUUUACAUAGCGAGAACAGCAGGGCGUCGCAACAUUGUUGGUUCACCUUGGAAGAGUGACAAGACUGAGGUUGCUUCCGCGCUAAUCGACAACACUUCCUAGUUUAUAUGUGUAUUGAAAUUUCAAUGUGUGCCGUGGGCAGUGACAGAUAGUGUGCACUCACAAUUUCCAUUCUCUAUUUAAAAAUUCUUAGUACUAUUACCUUGAUAAUACUCGUAAUAAUGUCUAUCAAUCAUUUUAGCAUGCCUAACAUAAGUCUGCAUAUUUUCAUGAGUGUCUGUUAGAUAAUUUUCUGGCGUGAGCUGGACCUUUGCGCUUUUCUUACUAGUCGGCAGAUUACAAGAAUUUUGACGAAACUUUUAAAUAUUUUGAUUUGACUAGCACAUACUCCUGUGUGCCUCCAGUGUUGAUCUUUAAUGUUCAGUAGAGUCGUUGUAAAUAACAUACUCAUAAUCCAUUUAUGGAAUACGGCAAAUGAUUACCACUAAAAUGAAUGUAUGCGACUAAAGUGAAAUAUAUCAAUCAGUAUUUAGGUUACAUUUUAAAAAAUUAAUAUCUCAUAGAAUGGAUGUGCGAAAAGUUUGCUGUUUAUGGAAAAACUGAAUUGUCUAAAAUAUAUUUGAUGUCGUU
This is a messenger RNA of Bombyx mandarina (wild silkworm), 7388 nucleotides long. RefSeq names its product enolase-phosphatase E1 (gene Enoph). The record is from RefSeq and is a predicted model, not a curated record. Gene Ontology annotation, molecular function: magnesium ion binding; acireductone synthase activity. Lineage: Eukaryota; Metazoa; Arthropoda; Insecta; Lepidoptera; Bombycidae.